AUGAACGCCUUAUUUGCGCUUGGAUCCAAUGGAUCUGGCCAGCUAGGGAUCAGCCAUAAAGAAGAUGUGUCUGUCCCCAAGCCCGUUAUAUUUCAUCCAUCCCAGCCAGAGUCACGCAUCACGAGAAUCGUAGCUGGUGGCAACCACACUCUAAUACUCACCGAAGCCGGCCAGAUAUUCUGGAGUGGCAAUCCGGAAACUGGUGCGUGCGGCAUAGCGUCUCCCCCAGCUGCGCCUGUCUUCCAGGAAAUCCAGCUGUCGAAAGAUGGGAACGAAGCUAUCGGAGAGUGUACGCUAGUGGCUGCAGCCUGGGAAGCUUCGUUCGUGGUGGCCCGGGGCGGCGAAGGCAAAAAUACGAGACUAUACAGCUUCGGUGUGGGCAUGAAGGGCGAGCUCGGAGCCGGUGAGCUUAUCGUCAGGACACCCUCGGCGACGCUGAUCAAGGAUUUCCCUCCGCCUGGAACGGAAAUCGUAGAUUUGCACGCCUCCAUGGGCCAUGCCGUCGCCGUGCUAAGCAACGGUGAUGCCUAUGGCUGGGGAAACUGCCGCAAAGGGCAAGUAGGAGAGCCGGCACAAGUAAUACAUUCGCCGCGCAAGAUUGAAGGGGUUGGCUUUCACGUCUACAGGGCAGUGUGCUGUAAAGAAUCCACAUGUCUUCUUGGAGAGGCUGGCAAAGGGGAAAUUGCUGUGCUGGGCUCCGACAAGUGGUCAAUAAAAUCCAAUGCACCAAAAGAGGCGCCAGCCUGGAAGGAUGCUGGAGCGAGCUGGGGAAGUGUGUAUAUUUUGACCGAAGACGGUCGUCUGGUCGCAUGGGGACGGGACGAUCACGGGCAACUGCCACCUCCCGAACUCCCUACUCUUUCAAAGAUUGCCAUAGGAAGCGAGCACGUUGUUACGUUAACAGAAAGUGGUGAUGUGCUGUCCUGGGGCUGGGGAGAACAUGGAAAUUGCGGGCCACAAGUUGAAAACAACGAUGUCAAGGGUCGGUGGAAUGUCAUAGCAUCGUCAAAAUUUAUACCGAAAGAGGCUCGCAUUGCAACGAUAGGGGCAGGGUGCGCCACUAGCUGGAUCUAUAUUGCAGCAGCUGAUUAA
Clonostachys rhizophaga is the source of this 1092-nucleotide messenger RNA. Lineage: Eukaryota; Fungi; Ascomycota; Sordariomycetes; Hypocreales; Bionectriaceae. The record is from the annotation of a GenBank genome assembly.